Aspergillus tanneri is the source of this 1857-nucleotide messenger RNA. RefSeq lists its product as uncharacterized. The record is from RefSeq and is a predicted model, not a curated record. The coding region runs from base 1 to 1857 and encodes 618 amino acids. Lineage: Eukaryota; Fungi; Ascomycota; Eurotiomycetes; Eurotiales; Aspergillaceae. The transcript has a single exon.
AUGGCGUUUCGUUUACCAUCACAGGCCCCGCGCCGUCAACGCUCCUACUCCGCCACUUUACCUCCUGCGCUAGACCCUGCAUCCAGCCUCUCGCAACCUCCUGGAUACGAAUCCACCGAAUGGGUGCUCUUCUCCCCGACUCAGCCCUCCACCACCGCCCGCACUCACACGACCUCCACUGAACGUACCCAACGGACAGCGGGGGUCUCUCGUCUCAGUGAUUUUGGCUCCUUCGGUACGCCGACCCGGUCGGCGUGGGAUCAGGACAAUGAUGAUGUGGAGGAGGAGGAGGAGAAUGACGCUCUUGAAGAGCCCUUAGACGAGGACGGAACGGAGCUGGAUAGCUUGGACGAUGGCCUACACGCUUUUCGAGCCCCGUCUUUAAACAUAGAUCAGGAGUCUGCAGCCAGGCUUGACCAAGGAGCUCCAGCCCAUCUGCCGGCUCAUGACGGGUUAGGGAGUUUCCAAGCGUCGAGUCAGGUGGUGCAGGAACAGCUAUGGCAGUACGAACAGUACAAUCCUUCACGGAGACAUGAACUCACACCGAGACGACGUUCGAGUGUCCAGCGGCAUUUGGACUCUAUCGCAAAUGAGGAACAGAUCGACGUUGAGCGCGAACGAUGGCAACGGAUUGAAAAGUGGAGAAUGGACCAGAGCCGGGCCCUCUUGCAGGAAAUCGAGAGAGAGACGCGUAGGCGCCGUAACAGCCGCGUGAGCUACAUGAGUGAUCAGGCUGUUCCCCAAAGUGAAGCACCAGGUGUGCAGGAAGGCGUCCCGGAGACGCCCAAGGAGUGUAUUUCGCCGUCGGUAGAAUUGGACGACCGCGAGGACGAGUCUCUCUGGCGCCGUAUCACCCGGAAGGUCAUUCGGGACUUGAUCGGCAUUGAUGAUUCGUUACUGUCCGUCCUCUUCGGAGAGUCUCUGCCCAUCGAGAAUGAAGAGAAGCCGACGUCGGCCGGAACAGAUCCCGCCACGAGUAUGGACGAGACGCUGAAAAGGGAGCUGGACUCUGUACCUGAUGACCACGGCCUGUGGCAAUCCAAGCUCCUCCAACGCAUUGCACACGAACUGGGAGUCCUAGUCCACCAGCUGUGUGAACACCCCGGUGCUUUUACAACCUACCUGACCCUGUCCCAAGAGAUCCCCGGCCAAUACGCUGGGAUGCCUCUCGGACGCCUGCUGGAAGAGGGCAGUGCACAACCUCAGUCGGCAUCGGCGGACCUACCAGCUUCAACAGUUUCCACCAAUGACCGUGAUUCGGUGCUAUCGCCCCAGUUCUCUCCCACUCUUCGGGAACCCAGCGGUCGGGAGCAUGCUGCCCAGUGGGGUAUUGAGGAAGAUGGCCCGAGCCGGCUCGCUAGCAACUCUGGUGCGGACCCGUUGUCCGAGUCGGCACGCAUUCAACAAGAGAAGGAGUACUGGGAGCGCGAACUCGAUGUGAUGAUGGUCUUCCGCUAUCUCCGGAGCCGCUUUAGCCGUCGGAACAGCAAUGCCGAUAUGCACCACGCUGUCCCGCGUCGACCGUCGCAGGAUGCUUCCCUUCGCGCGGCGAUCAUCCGGCAGCACCAUCCGCUCGUUGCACGGGCACACUCGCGCUCACAGGCACAGAUCCGGCGUCAAUCCCAGUACUCCACAAGCUACAGUGGCGCGGUGGGAGUGUCAUCGCCGCUCCUACGUCAACAAUUCCGUCGUCCUAGCUCCAGCUGUGCCAGCCAAAGCGCAAAGCUAUCAGCUAUUUCGAGCCGCCGAACUCUCACUGGUUCCAGUCGGAACUACUGGGACAUCGGCGGUAGCGUGGACAGUGGAAGUGCCAUUGCGCCUGUUGGGGCCGGAAUGGGAUCGUGGGGGGACGUCUAA